Funneliformis mosseae is the source of this 888-nucleotide messenger RNA. The record is from the annotation of a GenBank genome assembly. Lineage: Eukaryota; Fungi; Glomeromycota; Glomeromycetes; Glomerales; Glomeraceae.
AUGGCAAAAAGGGCAAACCCAAUAUUGCAACUUACAGAAUUUUAUAGUAAAGUGUAUGUUGCUAGAAGCGUAAUAUUUAUUACCGACAAAGCAAGUAAAGAAGAAAUUAGCUUAUCAAAGAGUGACAUAUUUUCUCGUAACCUAGCAAUGAUAUUAGCAAGAGACAGUAAAGUAGUAGCGGUUAACAUGAAAAUUUUACCCAGCAAGUGUAGAAUUUACAUUUCAAAGAACGGACUCAUGAAAAAUUUAUCUAAAAAUGCUCUCAUGACAUUUGAACAAGCAACUAAAAGAAAGGAUAUGUCUACUUUAUUUUUUAAUGUAUUUGAGUACUGUUCUGUUAAGUUUAGACAUAGAUUAGAUAAACUUAAAAGAGAUAUAAAGGAUAAUAAUGACGAGCCACAUAUUAAAUCUUUCCUAGAAUUCCUAGAAUCUUCUGAGAUUAACAUUCCUAGGACACAUCAAAAAAGUGGGAUCCAUUCUGCAUCUGUGAUGGAUAUUGUUAAUUGUGCACGUAAAGAAAAGUAUAAAACAUCAUUUUCUUGUAUAGACUUGCAUUUAUCAGAUCCUAUUUCUGGCAAACAAACCAUAUCUCCAUGCAAGAAACAUAAUGAAUUUAUAGCAGUAUUCAAGAAAUGUUUUUACUUAUGUGAAUCAUACAUCAAAUUUUUACAAUCCAAAGGAUAUAAAAUUACCAUUUCUGAGGGACAUAGGGGACAUAAGAAGUUGUAUUACAAAUGGAAACUUCCAGAUGCUUACAGUAGUGAAUUCGUGAAAAAUGUUCUCUGUGACCUUAAUCAGAUCAUAGAGAGUGGAAUAGAUCAACAUACUAAAACAUUUGCUAAAUCUAAUAAUGAUGGAGAUAGUACUGAUUCUGAUAAUCCAAAAUGA